Pelobates cultripes (western spadefoot toad) is the source of this 18547-nucleotide messenger RNA. The record is from the annotation of a GenBank genome assembly. Lineage: Eukaryota; Metazoa; Chordata; Amphibia; Anura; Pelobatidae.
CCUGUCGCCUGGCGUUCUGGGAAGUGUAGUCAGAGCGCGGUUCUCCUGUGAUUGGCAGACGGCGCUCCGGAGCGGAGAGCGGACUCGUAUUCCCAGGUAGCCGCGCGGAGCGGCCUGGAGCCCGGGGGCUAAGUGUGUGUGGCGGACGCGGGGAGCGAGCCGCCGAGUCCGGCACCAUUCAGCGUCUGUACGCCUCGCUCCUCAGCAUGAGCAGCGCCAACCGGGCCCGGACCGAGGCCUUCGGGGACCAGGGCCAGGCUGGAGCUGCCAAGGGGCCCGUGUCCGCGGGGGCUGCGGGCGGAGGGCCCUCCAUCCCCGGGGGAUUCAGCGCCAUCAAGCUGGGAAGUGAGUAUGUGAGGAGGGGGCUGCAAACAUGGCGGCCGGGGGGAGGGGGGCUGUGAUCCCGGGUCAGACCGGGCUGGGGAUCAUGGGAGCUGGAGUUCUAUGACAGGCGGAGAUCUGCUCACUGUCCGCCCCGAGCUAGACUCCCACUGAGCGCUUACAGCGAUAUAGCCUUGACUCAGGGUCAUUGAGCUCCAGUUACAGGAACUGGUUAAACCCAUGUCCUGGGUCCCUGUGUAAUGGGGGGCCCCCCUCACAGUCCUGGGUCCCUGUGUAAUGGGGGGGCCCUCACAGUCCUGGGUCCCUGUGUAAUGGGGGGCCCUCACAGUCCUGGGUCCCUGUGUAAUGGGGGGCCCCCCUCACAGUCCUGGGUCCCUGUGUAAUGGGGGGCCCCCCUCACAGUCCUGGGUCCCUGUGUAAUGGGGGGCCCUCACAGUCCUGGGUCCCUGUGUAAUGGGGGGGCCCUCACAGUCCUGGGUCCCUGUGUAAUGGGGGGCUCCCUCACAGUCCUGGGUCCCUGUGUAAUGGGGGGCUCCCUCACAGUCCUGGGUCCCUGUGUAAUGGGGGGCUCCCUCACAGUCCUGGGUCCCUGUGUAAUGGGGGGCUCCCUCACAGUCCUGGGUCCCUGUAAUGGGGGCUCCCCACGGUCCUGGGUCCCUGUAAUGGGGGCCCUCACGGUCCUGGGUCCCUGUGUAACGGGGGCCCUCAGUCCCUGGGUCCCUGUGUAACGGGGGCCCCAACCCUGGGUCCCGUGUAACGGGGGCCCUCACGGUCCUGGGUCCCUGUGUAAUGGGGGCUCCCUCACGGUCCUGGGUCCCUGUGUAAUGGGGGGCCCCUCACGGUCCCCUGGGUCCCUGUGUAGCGGGGGGGCCCUCACGGUCCUGGGUCCCUGUGUAGCGGGGGGCCCUCACGGUCCUGGGUCCCUGUGUCCCUGUGUAGCGAGGGGGCCCUCCCGCGAUCCUAGUCCUACCUGUAUCCCUGUCUAGGUGGGGGGCCCUCCGCGGUCCUGGUCCCUGUGUAGCGGGGGCCCUCACUUGUCCUGGGUCCCUGUGUAACUGGGGUGGGGGCCAUCAGGUCCUGGAUCCCUGUGUAACGGGGGGCCCUCACGGUCCUGGGUCCCUGUGUAACUGGGGUGGGGGGGCCAUCACGGUCCUGGGUCCCUGUGUAAUUGGGGUGGGGGGGCCAUCACGGUCCUGGGUGAUUGGAAUGGGGGGGCCCCUCACGGUCCUGAGCGGGUGUACUGGAGGAACAUGGCCACUUACCCCACUCCGUGUACAUGUACCCAGGUACUGACAAAUAGUCCUAGGUAGCUAUAAUUGAGGGACAUGGACUCUUACCCCACCCAGUGUAUACUCACCAAAAUGGCAAACUCAGGAUUUCAGAUACACCCGAGGAGAGGGUGCCUCAUUGUACAUCAAGGCUAAGCAAUCUUUGGCACUCCAGAUGUGUUGGAUUGCAUCUCGCCUGAUGCUUUGUCAGCAAUAUGGAUGUUAGAGCAUUAUGGGAGAUAUAGUCCACAACUUCUAGAUUGCUAAAGGUUGCCUACCCUGGCAUAGCUCAAUUUUGGAUCUGUGCACUCCAGUUGGUGCAGACUACAGGUCUUACAAGGCCAUAGUCUCGGCGUCUGUAGUGCAAAAGGUACGCAGAAAGUGCUCUAUAUAAUUAUGUUUGAGAACAUAAUCCGUCACAAGACUGUUAUAUUUUUUUAAAAUUCGCCCUCUUCAACCUCUUGUCACAGAGUACGAGGAAGCAUAUUUGGUUGAUGGGCACAAAUUGUGUCAAAUUGGUGAAAUUUCUUCUUUGGUUUUUUUUGGUUUGGGGUGGGUUGGUUAUUUAUUUAUUUUUUUUAUAAAUGGUCUGCCAGUAACACAAACAUUUAGAAUAGAACGCUACAUUUAAAAAUCUACUUUCCUGCGCCACAGGUAGAAUUUUUUUUUAAAUAACUUGGGAAAUGAUUCUGGUAACUAUAUUGAAAUCUGAAUGCUCAUUCUUUGGGGAUUGCACCUCCUUUUUACAACUUUGUGUCUCAUAUCUGAUCUAGAUUAUUUGUUUGAAAUCUUUCUGGAGCUUUGCAGUAACCAGAUGUUUAGAGGACAGUUCAAGCAACAUAGUUACUACGUUUUAAUUAUAUGGUGCAAUGCCAUAAAAUGGGUUCUUUGAUUUUCCAAAAAACUGUUCUCCCCUGCACCUGAAGCUUGGCCCCUCUGCAGCAAAUUCCCACUUCAAAUUGUUCAAACUGUUUUGAAGGGAAAAUGUGUAAAAGGCCCAUAGUCUCAUUGCAGCUUAACCAUUGCGUGGAGCUUUUGUCUUUAUGGUGCAUGCUCUCCCUUUAAAGGUUUUAACCGCUGAUUACUAUGUACCUGCCAUUUAAACAGGAUAUGUUAUGACUUUGAAUGCAUUGAAGUUGAACUAUCCAAAUUUGCAUAAAUAAAUCUUAAUUUCUGUAUUUAGUUUAAUACUAUGCUGUUGGCCAAUAUGAAAACUAUAACAUUUCUGCUCCAGUGUCAUUGUAUGAACUGCAGGUUGCUGGUCUAAGUAAUUUGAGGCAAGCUUAUGCCUGCACAACUACUUGCUAUGAGAGCGGAGGCAAAAUCACACCUGUGACCUCAACUAAAUUUCUGUAACACUUUUUAAUAUAACUCUUAAACAUCUUUAAAUUGCACCAUGCAUAUACUUUAGUAUAACCAUUCAAAGAGCGCAGUGGUAUGCAGAUGUGAUGGCUGCUAGACCGGUUUAUGAGCCUGUUUAAGUAGAAUUUGUUCUUUAAAUCUCUUAUAAACUUCUUCGAGAUAUAACAUACUAUCUUGGUUGCAUACAUUGGUCUCUGACCAUAUUCAUUUUGCACAGCUAUAGAUAUAAUGAAACAAUUUACCUUUGUGCCCCAUCUUGAAAAACCUGCUCUUUGCUGCCUUCAAAACUGAACUUCAGCACUAAUUUAAACCACCACAAUAAAAUGUGAGUCUAGAGCUCACGUCCUGAAACCCUUAACUUGGUGAUGCUAACAUUUGCAAUAGAACCAACAGCCCACUUUCAUGAAAUACCACGAAAAUACCUGUUUAAAAAUGCAUGUUUUUUUUUUUUUUUUUUAUAUAAAUCUAAUAAGAUGUAACCACACCUUUUUGUAUAUUUCAUUUUAUUCAGGAGACAAUGGAAAAGUGACAACUGUAGUGGCCACCCCUGGUCAGGGGCCUGACCGCCCUCAAGAAGUCUCCUACACAGAUAUCAAAGUAAUUGGAAAUGGCUCUUUCGGGGUUGUGUACCAGGCACGGCUUGUGGAUUGCGGAGAGAUGGUGGCCAUCAAAAAAGUAUUACAAGACAAGCGAUUCAAGGUAAUGCAAAGGGUGAUCAGGACAGUGACUUUUUAAGGCCUUCGAUGAUCUGGAAGAAUGUGAAAACUGGAAAUACGUUACACUAGAAUUAUUUCAUAUGGCACUGUCUCUCCAUUCAGUAUGAAACCAUUUUUCAAGCAGUUUAACUGAGGAUUCCUGGAUACCCACAGCCCAGCCCCCACUGGAGUUAUGGUUAAUCCUUUGUCAUACCAGUAAUGGUUGGCAGUGAUGGGUUGAAAGCAGUCAACUGACACUCUCAGGUAGUCAAAGCCAACUGCUGCUCGGGCUAAUACUUCCUCCAUUAGACUAUGCAGAGAAUGAGGCUCUUGGGGACUCUAGUUUAUCACUAAUAUAUGAAAAAUGGUUUAACAUUGAAUAGGAGUUUGAUGCCAGAGAAUUUAAGGCACUAUAACCACAUCAGUGGGAUGAAGUGGUUACAAUGCUUGGUGUCCCUCUGACCAUGUUCUUCCAUGUAAUUUCUGACUUGGAUUUCAGGUUUGUUCUAUGAUCUAGGUUUGCAGACCGCAUAGUGACCAAUUAGAACUGUUGCUUAAUGUUGAAAAUGUGGUAAACUAUUACAAAGUCUGGUGGUGCUUAAAUAUUUACCUUUUCACAUUCUCAACUGCAUAGUUCUUCAUUCUUACCCAUACCUGAUGGUAAAGCCUUGCCACCAGGUAGGUAAGGUGACAUGUGAAGGGCGCUUAUUGUGAUAUGAUGACUUUAAAAUCUCCCAAGUAGUGCGAGAGCAGAGCUAGACAGGUUUGAAGUUUUGAGAUGCUCAACUCCCCCCACCCCCCUCGUCCCCCACCAUCCAAUACUUCGGAGUAGGUGGGGGAAAUGACAGAGAAUAUGGUUUAUUGCAAGCUUUCCCCAAACUCCGGCCCCCCAGAUGUUGCUGAACUACAACUCCCAUGAUUCUGUGAAUUAAAUAGGCAGAUAAUCAUGGGAGUUGUAGUUCAGCAACAUCUGGGAGGCCUGAAUUUGGGGAUGCCUGGUUUAUUGAAAGGAGUUUGAAAAAGCCCCCAUUGCUUAUUCAGUUCGUGCUAAAUAAAGGGGGAGCAGCCAGAGUGAGAUUGAUACAAGGAAGUCAUAUGAAGGGGUGUGAGCAGUGGUUUUAAGAUGGGGAGAUGUGGUCACAUGGAAUGCACAUAGUUGAGAUCUUGGUUUGACCGGAUGUAAGUGAAAAGGACAGUGAAAGACUAACUGCAGAGAGCCAGUAUUUUAUUGCAUACAUGUUCUAGAAAUAUGGUUUUGCUUUCUAUAACAUUGGGUCGAUCACUCUUUGUAGCAAUAUUUUGAACAAGUGGCACUGUUACCGGAAUUUUUUAUUUCCAGAGUUUGGUUCAAAGAAUCCACUUGCAUGUCAUCUCAAACCAUACUGAAUUGUAAUUUAAGACCAUACAGACACUCCUCACUUACAGACCGGGUUCAGUUUCUACGAAUUGGUCGGUAUUUGUAGAGUUAAGGGAUUCCCUGCUCUGGUGCGCUUGUCUAUGUUCAGAGACAUUUCCAUGAACAUAGGCUAACGCAGCAGAUCAGGGAAUCCCUUUAAUUACCACAACGGCCCGUACUUACCAACCCGCAAGAGAGCUAGUUGUAAGUGCGAGCCAUCGUAAAACAGGUAGGUCGCAAAACGAGGACCACCUGUAAUGCAAAUUGAAUCUUUCUAUCUAAGUGAGCUUUGUAACUAAGCUAUACAUUAAGCUGGAACUGGCACUUGAUCUGUCAUUGUGGAGGUAACCAUCCUGAAACUACAUCACUUUUAUUUUUAUCCCUGGUACAUUACAGCAGAAAAGGCCUAGUUGGUGGAAUUAUAAUUUUAUUUUAUUUUUUAAAUACCUCUAUGUUGAAGUAAGCAGUUAGUUAGGAAACCAAGAAAGCAAUAUUCACUGCUCAAAAAAAUAAAGGGAACACAAAAAUAACACAUCCUAGAUCUGAAUGAAUUAAAUAUUCUUCUGAAAUACUUUGUUCUUUACAUGGUUGUGCUGACAACAAAAUCACACAAAUUAAAAAAUGGCAGUCAAAUUUUUCAACCCAUGGGGGUCUGGAUUUGGAGUCACUCAAAAUUAAAGUGGAAACACACUACAGGCUGAUCCAACUUUGAUGUAAUGUCCUUAAAACAAGUCAAAAUGAGGCUCAGUAGUGUGUCUGUCCGUCCGUGUCCUCCAUGUUGCCUGUAUGACCUCCCUACCAAGCCUGUGCAUGCUCCUGAUGAGGUGGCGGAUGGUCUCCUGAGGGAUCUCCUCCCAGACCUGGACUAAAGCAACUGCCAACUCCUGGACAGUCUGUGGUGCAACGUGACGUUGGUGGAUGGAGAGACAUGUCCCAGAUGUGCUCAAUUUGAUUCAGGUCUGGGGAACGGGCGGGCCAGUCCAUAGCAUCAAUGCCUUCGUCUUGCAGGAGCUGCUAACACACCCCAGCCACAUGAGGUCUUGCAUUAGUAGGAACCCAGGGCCAACCGCACCAGCAUAUGGUCUCACAACGGGACUGAGGAUCUCAUCUCGGUACCUAACGGCAGUCAGGCUACCUCUGGCGAGCACAUGGAGGGCUGUGCGGCCCCCCCACAGAAAUGCCACCCAGCACCAUUACUUACCCACUGCCAAACCGGUCAUGCUGGAGGAUGUUGCAGGCAGCAGAACGUUCUCCACAGUGUCUCCAGACUCUCACGUCUGUCACAUGUGCUCAGUGUGAACCUGCUUUCAUCUGCGAAGAGCACAGGGCACCAGUGGCGAAUUUGCCAAUCUUUGUGUUGGGCUGUAAGCACAACCCCCAUCUGUGGACGUCGGGCCCUCAUACCACCCUCAUGGAGUCUGUUUCUAACCGUUUGAGCAGACACAUUCACAUUUGUGGCCUGCUGAAGGUCAUUUUGCAGGGCUCUGGCAGUUCUUCUCCUGUUCCUCCUUGCACAAAGGCGGGGGUAGCGGUCCUGCUGCUGGGUUGUUGCCCUCCUACGGCAUUCUCCACGUCUCCUGAUGUACUGGCCUGUCUCCUGGUAGCGCCUCCAUGCUCUGGACACUACGCUGACACAGCAAAUCUUCUUGCCACAGCUCGCUUUGAUGUGCCAUCCGUCUCAUGCUACCACUAGAGUGAAAGCAGUGCCAGCAUUCAAAAGUGACCAAAACAUCAGCCAGGAAGCAUAGGAACAAGUGGUCUGUGGUCACCACCUGCAGAACCACUCCUUUAUUGGGGGUGUCUUGUUGUGCAAAUGGAAUAGACAACAGAUGGAAAUUAUAGGCAAUUAGCAUGUGAAAUUGAUUGUCACUCAGUGUUGCUUCCUAAGUGGAUAGUUUGAUUUCACAGAAGUGUGAUUGAUUUGGAGUUACAUUGUGUUGUUUAAGUGUUCCCUUUAUUUUUUUUGAGCAGUGUAUGAUGGUACAUAUACUGUUUCUGAUGACACAUUACUAGUUCCAGUUCAAUAGUGUGGUGAUAGUAUUUAAACAGAGACCAGAAGUGCUAUUGUGAUUUAAGAUUAGUUUAAAUUGUUUACUUUGGGAGUGUCAAGAUAUUAUUCCGAGGCUGUUGUCUUAACUCCUUGUCUGGUAUUUUUUUAUCUUUCAGAAUACCUGAUAUCUAAGGCUAAGCUGAUGUAAAGCUAAAACUAGCAAAAUAAAUCAGCAGUAGCUACGUUGGUGGUGAAAUUUCUCCAAAUUUAAGGAGUCCAUAAUAUCAAAGAUUCCCUCCUGUUCUUUUGGGUCUAUCUAAAUGCAAGACUAUUAGACCCAUAGACAUACUAAAUAAUCAUGGGUUGUGUUCAUGGGUACGGUGUGGGUUUCCACAAGGUGCUUUAUGGAGGAAAGCUGGCCGGUGCUGUUUUAAUUGAAAUUCUGUAAAUAUGGCUCAUCAAAGUGAGUGGAAUUCAGUGGAAGAUUCCAUUCAUUUGCUCAAGUGAAGAUCUUCCAUGAGAUUCAAUGUGCGUGCAUCUGCUGGAAAUUACACGAUAGACUUGUAGAACUUCCAGUGACAGACUAGGGUCCAGGAUGGAAACUUCAGUCACUAUUGCUUGUCACUUUAGAAGUAGUAGAACCUGCAUUUUCUACCAAGAGACAUGGCUUUAAUAAUAAAAAAGUCAUUACAAAUUGUGGACACUUCUGGAUUCAUUUACCAAACGAUUUGGAUAAUAUACAGCCACUGAUUUAUUCCACAAACCUUCCAGUGCGGGUGGCUGUAAAUGUAGUCCAUGUUCAUCAUGGCAUUCCAUACAAUCUCUCACUACUUGCACACUUAGUACUAGGUGUGCAAGUACUAAAACUGUUCUUAUUUUCUCCUCUUAUAAAACCUAUCUGAGACAUGUUGGACGAUCAUGCAUUAGUACAUAGGCAGUCUGUGUUACAAAGUUAAAGUACAACCAUUUUAAGACUUUUUACUCCUCAGUUAUCUUGCACAUAGUACCUAAAAUUCAGCAUGUCUAGCGCAGGAUGGUAGGGUUCAUGAACUCCUGUUAGUGUGUCAAUGUGUAUUCUUGCAGAGCUGAUCUCUUGCUAGCCACUGAUUAACCAGUAUUGCUUCACCAGACCCAGCCUGUGUAGAGGAGCUUAUACUGGCUAUCUGAUCUUUCCCUGUGGCGUGGGAUGGCCAGAGUAAUACCCACUUACUUUUGCUACUUUGCUGUUUAUUUGCUUUGAAAUAGGUGUUGGUUAACUGCUUUUGGCAAAUCACGUGACAUUCAUCAUGUGUUGUGGCAGAAUGGUCCACCUACUUUAGUUCACAAAACAAAAUGAGUGUCUUCCAUUAAUGGAUCACUAUAAACUUCAGUUGAAAUUUAAAGUGCAGCUGUCAGAAUUGGGGGUUUUAGUGUUUUGCUUUUGUGGUACGGGAGGUGGGAUUCAGAGGUUUUCAAUCUUUUUCAACACUUUAGUGGCAUUUACUUGAGUGAACGAUUGAGGAACUCUUUGGCAGGCACUUUCCCAAUUUUAAAGUGGAAUUGUCCAUUCUCCAAUGUGUAGAGAAACGAGCUUUCUGAUACCAACUAUAGUUACUGCCUAGGUCAAUUAUAUGUACAUACUGGUAUUUCACAAUGUUAGAAAUGGCAUGUGUUGAUAAGAGCACUUGCUACUGCUGCCACAGUUGGCCCUGUUGAGUGUAAAAGUGGAUGUAACGUGUCCCUAUUUCUGCCUUCUUGUCAAACUAUCUCCUUUAAAUAGUGUAAAAUCUGCUAAUGGGCUGUUUCACUUAACCGUACAGAGGUGCCCCUUUUUUUUCCUUAUGAUAGUAAGUAUGGUAUGGGGGAAAUCUCAUUGAACAAAAUUCUCCCUAACAGUGGUUUUUGAUCUUUUUCCCUGUAGAACCGAGAGCUGCAGAUCAUGCGCAGGCUGGAUCACUGCAACAUUGUGCGCCUCCGAUAUUUCUUCUAUUCCAGUGGAGAAAAGGUCAGACUGCUUGCUUGACUCCUUAACUUGCUCCCAAAUGCCCUAUGUUUAUUUUCUGAUGUUCUUCUGUGUCAUUAAUGUCCUUAACUUCUGUUUCAACAUAUAAGGCUUGUGGUCCUUCCUGAUAACUCCUCUUGAAAUAAAACUUUCUUGGAUGCCACCAAUGGCAUGUUUGGGAAUAAACCACAACUCAAAUAACACUGCGUCAGCAUUCAUGAGUGAUGUUGUAGGCACCAAAACAACCUUGGCUUAAAGGGACACUGUAGUCCUCAAAACAACUUUAGUUUAAUGAAGCAGUUUUAGCAUACUGACCUAGUGUACAGACCAUGCCCCUGCACUCUCACUGUUCAAUUUUCUGCAAUUUAGGUGUUAAAUCACUUUUUAUGCAUCCCUUGUCACACCUUCUUACAUGUGACUUGCACAGCCUUCCUAAACACUUCCCGAAAAGAGUCAUCUAAUGUUUACACUUCCUUUAUUGCAAAUUCUGUUUAAUUUAGAAUUGAACUCCUGUUAUGUAAAUAACUUUAGACCAUGCAGGAGCCUCCUGUGAGAUUAAAGUGCAAUUUACAGAGCAGUAGAUUAAAAAAAUAAAAUAAAAAAUAGUUUCAUCUGAUAGAAAAUGAAACCAUUUUGUUUUCAUGCAGACAGUGUCAGUCACUGUCAGGGAAGUUGUGGCUAGGGCUGCAUAAAACAGACACAAAAGUGAUGUAACUUCUAAAUAGCAGAUACUUGAGCAGUGAGAAUGCAGGGACAUGACCUGUACACCAAAACUACGUCAUUAAGCUAAAAUAGUUUUGAUGCCUAUAGUGUCCCUUGAAGUAGAAACAACGGAUUUGACAAGUACUAUGAACUAUUGUACUGAGUGACCUAGCUAUGUCUCUUCCCUAUUAAAGAAUGAUUGGCUCUUAAACGCUUACAUAUGUUUGUCCAAUGCUAUUUAAAUUGGUUGUUUUUAUAAUGGCAUUCUAAGGCAGAGGAGAUGACAUUCUAAACUUUGGUUCAUUUUGCCUGUCAAGUAGAGCAAGCUAGAGGAACACUAUAGCAUUAGGAAUACAAAUGGUUUUCCUUAAGCCAGGGGUAGGCAACCUUCAGCACUCCAAAUGUUGUGGACUACAUCCCCCAUAAUGCUUUUGCACUCAUAAUGCUGGCAAAGCAUCAUGGGAGGUGUAGUCCAAAACCUCUGGAGUGCCGAAGGUUGCUUAUGCUUGUCUUAAGCUAUAGUGCCCUGGAGUUUUUGUUUUGGUCGCCAUCCCUCACUUGGGAGUGGAAAAAAAAUCAAUACUUAACUUUUCUUCCACAUAGCAUCAGUCUCCAUGCUGCCAUCGCGCCUUCUUGGUUGAUUUCAUUGAGCGUGCAUUGGGGGGGCAGGGGGUUUAAGGUGCAUGUUCUUGGGAGAAUGUUUAACUCCAUUUCAGAGGAAGCUCCUGCAGUGGCUGUUUGAAUGACUGCCACUAAAGGCAUUUAAAUCCUGCAAUGAAAACACUGCUGUUCUGCAUAAUGGAAAUGUCUUCACUUGCAUGGUUAAGAUGAUGACGUAGGGGGUAAAGUUGUGUUGCUGCCUAAAGUGUGUCCUCAAAGCAAGGUCCAUAAUUCAUUGGGCUACUAAUGCAUCACUUUCUGUCUGACCUUGGCAGAACUCCAUGUUUGGUUCUGUGUUCAUGCUGAACUAGUACUUUAAUGUAAGGCUCAUACCAUGUAAUGUGUGUAUCCUCUUACAGAAGGAUGAAGUAUACUUGAACUUAGUCAUGGAUUUUGUCCCAGAGAAUGUUUAUCGUGUGGCUCGACACUUUGCAAAAGCUAAAUCCACGCUGCCAUCCAUCUAUGUGAAGGUAAAUGAAACUAACUUUUAGAAUGGAAAUGCACCCCCCCCCACACACACACACACACACACACUUUAUUUAUAUAAGUUUUGUGCUCUCAUUUCUUCUUGCAGGUAUACAUGUAUCAGCUAUUCCGCAGCUUGGCUUAUAUCCACUCCCAGGGUGUCUGCCACAGGGACAUCAAACCACAGAAUCUCCUGGUAGACCCAGACACAGCUGUACUGAAGCUAUGUGACUUUGGGAGGUGAGGCCUGGAUGACGUUUGGUAGGGGCUUGCUCUGUUACUCACAUUCUAUUCUCCACACACGGUUACCCUUUUACAGUUUGUGAAUUAAUAGCUAGGAUGUUUUUGUUUUUUUUAUUUAUUUAAAUGAAAAAGGGGGGUGGGGGGUUGCAGAGUAAGGCAAAUCAAAGAAAGAUUAGGCUUUGGCACAAUUACUUAGCAGGUACAGAUAACAUACCAACAGAACAGUCAUUGGCUUCUAGCAGAAACAAUGUACUCCUGGCGGAAGUGUGCGCUUAUUUUUCUUUCUUUUUUUUUAUAUAUAACAAACUUUAUAAGUAGUAUUCCUGCACUAAUGUGUUUACAACUAAUCACCUAAAGAAAGGUAUGCCAUUGUAGAUUUAUUUAUCUAUUCUGGUUUUUGGUGAACAUGCCUUGCCUAGGGCACUGGUGUGAAUGGUUUUGGGACCUAAUGCCAAGUCGAGUUAAACUUAAGUAAAAAGUUAAAGGAGUGAAAUGGGCUCUUUUGUAUUAUCUCAUUAAGGGUCCCCCUCUUUCUCUGUCUACUUUACUUGCCUCCCAUUUCCAUGCCAGAUUCCCCUUGUAGCUCCCAAUCUGUAGCGCUACUAUGAAGUAUGCAUGUGUCUUACUACAUUUAAUUGGGCCUCCUCUGUUGAUGAUAACCCUGUAGACAUACAUAGUAACACCAUUGGUUUACCAUCUUUGACCAUUAUGACUUUCUUAUGCAGCUAUUUUACCUCCAAUAUCGGCCAUCAUUUGUAAUCUCUUUCAGUGCAAAGCAACUAGUCCGAGGGGAACCAAACGUGUCCUAUAUCUGUUCCCGUUAUUACCGUGCCCCCGAGCUCAUCUUUGGAGCCACAGACUACACUGCGAACAUUGGUAACAUGCCUUCUCUAUUCUUUUUUUUUUUUGUUUGUUUAUUUUUUGUUCCUGCGUGUAAGUGGAGUAACUAAACCCUUAAUGCUAGGGGAAUCGCAGUAGAGGGAGUAAGGAUUGCAAGUCCUCAGUCUAGUUUCAGGAUGUCCAAACAGAGCAUUUCAGCUGUUGGACUGCUACUCCAAUAAUGCUUUCUAAUACAUAGACUGGAAAUGUAGUGCUAGGAAUCUUUUCUUGUGGCCCAUGUGCCGUUCUUCUAUAAAGCGGACACUUAAGGAAUGCAAAUAAGUACAAUCCAAAUGGAAUCCCUUUCUAUAAAUACAAGGUAUGCUAGUUUGUUAAAGUAAUGUUUUGUACAGCCCUGACCUACUGCUCCAGACCCAUCAGUGCUUUCACCCAACAUUAAUAUGAAUGCAGUUGCCUAUUGCUAGUCUCUACUGUUGCCUGAAUUCACUGCUGGAAACACUAGAACUAAAGGAUGGACUGCUCAAAGUACCAAAAAGGAUUCCUCCAAAGAGCAACUUCUCAACUGAGCUAAAACAUUAUUUUUAUAAUUGUGGGGAUUCUAUUCUCAGUAACCAGUAUUGAAAGGGAUUACUGUUUUUUUUUUUAUUUUUUAAUUUUUUUUAACUUUAUUGAGAAGUUGUGUCCCCCUGUACUUGGGUUCAGGCUCCCCCGCCCUUUCAUUUUUAAAACUAUCUAAUGCUAUUAAAUUUGUAUAUAAUGUAUCCUUCCUGCAGCAGCUCCAUCUUCUUGUGGAGGAAAUCACCACCAGUCCAGUAGUUCUCAUAGUGAAACAUUGAAUCCAGUAUUCCUCUGUGAGCAAUAUCGGGCAUAUUUAGCAUCAUAAUGUGCAUCAUGACACCAAACUCUGAAGACAUUUGAAAAUCAAAGCUAAUAAGAAGGAAGUGUCUCUAGUGGUUGUUUGUGUGACCUCCACUAUUGUGCUCUCAGCAAAAUGUAAACUGUCAUUUGACUCAAAUGACAAGGCUUUAACAUUGCUAGGACAAAGGGGCUGCAUUUGUUCCCCAAAAGCAUUAUAUUUAAGGUGGUUUUGGUGCUUAGUGUCCCAGAAUGCAUGACUGCUCAGACUGACCGGUUCUGCUGGUUUGCGGCCUACGUGUUUUUUGCGAUGUAACUUGUUUUGUAUGUGAGCAUUUCAUCUUUGCUCAUUUUGCUUUAGACAUCUGGUCGGCAGGAUGUGUCCUUGCAGAGCUUCUCUUGGGGCAGCCUAUUUUCCCUGGGGAUAGUGGAGUGGACCAGCUGGUGGAGAUUAUAAAGGUAAGUCCCAUGUUGUGAUUUUCCUGAAAUAGUCUCUGAUAAAAAUUCUUCAAUGGCAAGACAAAGGAGCCCACCAUUGAAGCAUGACUGAUUAAGGCAUGUUCCUAGUGUAGAAGAUUGUGAAUGAAAUCUAUUACUCACAGAAGUGAUUGACAGCACAUAUUCCUCUGAUCUGGGGGGAGGAGAGGGGGGUGGGCUGAGCAAAUUAAGUUUCCCAGUACUUGUGUGGAGGAAGAUCAAAUUUGGAAGAGAAGGCGUAAGCACGUAUUUGUUUGGUUUUGUUAAGAUGAGAUGUUAAGAGAUUGAGAGGGAAAAAAAUUGAGCUGCUUAUUUUGAGGGUUGGAUUUUUUUAAUUUUUUUUGGUCUUGUAUUGACACUGUUGGGUGCAAGUUGAGGAAGUUUCAGGGGUAUGGUCAUGCUGACGUCUAUUAUAUCAUUUUUUAUGUUCUGCUAACAGGUUUUAGGAACCCCAACAAGGGAACAAAUCCGAGAAAUGAACCCAAAUUACACAGAAUUCAAAUUCCCACAGAUUAAAGCACACCCAUGGAUAAAGGUAUUUGCAUGUGACCUAGAAAAAUGUAGACCAGUAGCUGGACUCUGUGAGUGCUGAAUGUUUGUUUUCUGCAGGUCUUUAAACCUCGUACCGCCCCUGAAGCUGUCACAUUGUGCAGUCGACUAUUGGAAUACACACCGGACACGCGUCUUUCCCCGUUACAGGCUUGUGCACACGCCUUCUUUGAUGAACUGCGUGACCCCAACACACGUCUCCCUAGUGGGAGGGAAUUGCCUCCUAUUUUCAACUUCAGCUCUGUCGGUGAGUGUAAGCAUUGAACUUGGUCAGGUUAACUGCUGACGUAAUCUCUUGAAGGGGAUAAAAAGAUAAAGGGGUUGGUUUCCAUUUUGCUGAAGAAGUGGAGUCAUUGUCUGUGUCAAACUCUGUCCUUGUCACUUUUCAGAGCUUUCCAUUCAGCCUUCACUGAACUCCAUCCUAAUACCCCCACAUCUGCAGCAGUCCCACUUGCACGGUAGGUGACUGAUGCACAUAUUUAAUGGUGUAGCCUAGAAGUUCUAUGGCACACUGUUUUAAGAUGAAUUCAUACUUAAAAGUUCUUUUUAAAUGGAAAGGGGUGUGUAUCUUUGUCUGUUUAGUAAUUUGCUUGUCUUCAUGGCUUCUGUUACUGUGUAUGGGUCACUUGCGUGUAUUAAUAGACUGAUGGUCUUGAUUGUUAAACAAACUGCCUGUUCUAUUUAAAAAUGAGUUUGCUCAAACAACCUUAUAUGCGUAUCAAUCUGUGAUAAGUGCCUGUAGGUUAAUCAAUGUGUCUAAUCGUACAUCACAUGUUUUUGCUAAAUGUUUUGACUUAUCUGGAUAAAGGUUCUACACCAGGAUCUUUAAAGAGGUAAUUCUAAGCACCAUGACCACUGCAACAUUCUGUAGUGAUUAUGGUGUCAGGAGUUCCUUGGCGUCCUCCCGCUGUUAUAGUGAAACAGCCUUUGAACUGUCAGACACCAACUGAAUCUAUUGGAUGCUCCCAUCUGGUCAUUUUCACAUAUAUCCAUCGCCAAACUAGAAAUUGCUACUUCUGCAUUCGAGAUCUUAAUUCCAUCAGGCUUUGAGCAGAAUUGAUUGGCUCAGAGUAGUGGCUGACAGUCCUCAUCCAGUAGAUUAUGUCCACAGUUUGACAAAACUGGUAUUGCUGGAGUGAGAAUUCAGUAUAGAUGCGCUAGACUUCUCCAUAGAAUUCUAGCCCACAGAUCCCAGCUAUACUGGGGUCAUGUACCAAGAGACAAAUGUUCUGGAUGAUGAAUACACACAGAUACCUUAGUUGCCACUUCCUGUACAUCCAACCAAUCUUCACCUUCAAAAACCAAUCCAUAUCUUUCUCCCUUUCUAUGGUUUGGUAAAACAAUAAUAAUGUAAGAAUUUUAUCUCAAGCUUUCAUUUUUCUACUACACAUUCUUUCAAAUGGUGUCACUCUGGCACCUGUCAUUAUCCUUACCCGUGAUUAUCCCAUUAAAAUUUUGUUUCAGUGAGCAUCCAGUGUCUUUAUGUUGGAGAUUGUGAUAAUGGGAUUAUAUUAAUUUAAAAAAAAAAAAUUUUUUUUAAAUGUGAUCUAACUUGCCUGCUCCAUUCUUUUGCUCAGCGUUAACGCUCGUGUUUAUUUUUGCUAGGUGAUGGAAGGCCUGGAUCAGACCGACUGGAACCUGGUGAUGUGGCAGAGCUGAGUACCUCCUGAGGAGUGCCUCCCUCACACCCCCUAUUCUACCCUUUUCCAAAACUGCCCCGCUCUACUCUCCAGCUCCUAGCAAACCUCUCUCUCCCCUCUGACACCUCAAUACUUAAGGGAGAUGUGAUCAUUUGAAGUGGACAGUGGGGCUUUUUCCAUUCAGAGCCUGUUGCACCCCCAUUACUGACUUUUGAUGACCUUUAGAAAUGUCAUACAUGUCGCAGUGAUGGAUGAGAGCCACCUUCCACCAGUUUGAGACCAUGACUCCCUCUCACUUGGCCGAAGUAUCCAUUCUGUGUAAAGGAAGGAACUGCCCUGACCAACUCGGCGAUACAGGGCUUAAAAUAGGAACCAGAAUAUUUUACCAGCUCUGCUGUUCUGGUGUUUGAGAGGUGGAGACUGACCCACAACCCCUCAAAUGCUUAAUUUGUCCUUGGCUUCAAACGGACCUCGCACAUGUUGUACAGGUGUCUGGAAUUUAUAUAUACUUUUUUUUUUUUUUUUUUAAAUUGGGCAAAUGAACAAAACAUGGGUUAUUUUAAAAAAGAAAAUGCCUCCUUAUCCAUGUUGCGUUGUCUUCUGUUUUUUUUUCUUUUCUUUUCUUUCACCAUUGGGAUGUUUUGGGGAACUCCUCAAAGCUCUAACUUUCAGUACUAUAGUAGGAGUAACUAUCAUAGCGUUCUAGAAGAGAAAACCAUUGGAAUCUACCAACUGUAUUCUAAGUGAAGCUGUUAUAAGCCCUUGCUCUCCUACUGUUUUGAGUAUGCAUUUAGUGCAAGUGUAAGCUGCCUGUCGCCCACUUGCCGCGUGGAACAAAGUCCACGACCUAACUGCUGCUUAGUGACUGGAGUAGAAGGUGGAAUGGGAGCGUUAAUGCCGAACAUGACUCGAGGUCAUCAUGUGUAACAUCGUAGCUCAGUACUGAGCCUGGUUAGCUGUAUAUUACAGACUCUUAAUCAUGCUGCAGAACUUCAUUUACAUGUUAAUUUCAAGCUACUUGAUUAUAACCCAUUGUUUUAACAGGUUCCUAGAUGUAUGUGGAUCUUAUUGACCUCAAUAAUGCUUUCUCCCUGUUGCAAUGGGUUUCAUUUUAUGUUUUUCUCGUAUUUUAAUUCUACUCCUAAAACUAGGGCAGCCCUCCUUUAAUGACUACCUGAUGUCACUCUCGAGGGUGACCAGGUUAUGCAAAGAAAGGUAAUCCAAUCCAUCAAUUCUAAAGAACGGAACAGCAAGAAGCCUUCAGAUUUACCGCAAGUCAUGUCCGCACAUCAAGCGAUCUUGAAAGAGGACUGUCCUAAAAUUGUUCUAGCUUUGAUUUAGAUAUGUCUGGAAAGUUUUCAGGUGUUAAUUAUUUCUGUGCCUGUGAUACCAGCUCCACAUUUCAUGGCCUACUGCACAAUGUGUUUUCAGUUACAACUUGGCAUUGACUGGAUCAGUAAUGUGAAUUCAGGCCAGUGACUUAAUGUGAUGGGGGGAGGGGAGCUGUGCACACAACGUAUUUGUUGCACCUCCCCUCCUUCACAUUCUUCUAUUCUGGCUUGGGGUCCUUUGAUCUGUUUAAGGCAACUCUUUCCUUUGCUCUCUUUUUGUUUCCUGCUGUACUGCAUCAUCUGAGCAUGUGAUGUCAUAUUUGUGUGCCAGGUGUGUAGUAGAGCAUGCUGGGAAUUGAGCUUACUGUCUGAGCACUGCUCACCCCUUCCCCCUGAUAGGCAAUUUGUGAAUACAGGGCAUGUGAGGGAUGCAGAGCUCCAGGCUCCAUGGACUCCGAGACCCAAUCCUAUGUGUACUUUGUUAUUGUUACUCCAAUGACUUUGGAGUUUGCGCCAUGCUCUGUAGCAAGGCCGAGAAGACCUUAAAUAACCCUGUUGGUUCUAAGGGUACAUGAUAUUGCGAAAUACCAGUCUCCUUGGUAAAGAAGGAACAUGGCAUGUGCCUCUGUUAUGGCAGAAUGUUUGUUUCUUCUAAACCAGUGCCGUGCUUUAUGCCACACGGCCAUUGCUCUUCUGCAGAGUACUUUCACCUGAUUGUUUUUAAGGUUUUAUCGCCUUGGUAUUUUAGGAUGUUAUAUGUUUUUAAUAUUCUGGUUGGGCAUGUUGGUCUGGAACAUUCAACUCUAGAGUGCAGAAUAGAUCCUGUUUGUUGGGAUAAUUCACCUAGCCUGUUUGAAGGGAUACAGUCUCAAUGCUUGCUGCUAUGAGCCGGUUUUAGUCUCCAUGUUUAACAUACUGCUAUGCAGCACUGUUUCCCAGUGUUUCAUGAUGUUUGAUGACCCAUGCUCUACAGGUUUCAAACGAUGCUUCGUCAAACGUCUAUCCUUUGGUUACCCUUAAACAGGAGUUGGGUGUACCACCUUUUAGGCCAUAGUUACAUCCAGCAAGCUACCUGCAUCCCACCAUAGGAAAGUGAUUAAUUGCAGUCUGGGACCUUUAUGUGUUGGAGGGUCAUUUUAAAAACCGAUUGCAUUAAUAUUCCUUACAUAGAGUUAAAUGACAAAACAUAGAACAGAGGGAGUUAUUUUAACCUAUUCCAUUGCUUCAGCCAUUGGGCUGGGGGGAGGAGGGACUAAGUGUAAUGUAUUAUAUUCCACAACAUAUCCCCCUUAUCCUAUUUAUUUUUUCCCCCCUUAUUCUGGGUCAGGUUUGGAAUAUAUAAUUUUUUAAUUUUUUUUUUGUAAAUCUAUAUAUUUAGGUUUUUUUUUUUGUUUGUUUUUUUGUUCUUUUCCUCAUACUACAAAUUCUUGUAUCUAAGAAAAUGUAGCUAUCGAUUUUCUUUGUAAAUAUGUUAAUUUUUUUCUUAAUGAAAAUGUUUAGUCAAUUUUUGAUUUUACCCUGCUCCUUUUCUCAACACCAACCUCCUCUUUCCCUGCCUUACCACCAGCUCCCCUUUUAUCCCCAUUCCCCUCUUUCCCCUUUUAUUCCUGUUUUAGAAUCAAAACGUGAAUACUGUAUUGUUAGAAGCGAAACAAAAAGCCAGGAUGUAGUUUGCUAGAAGCCCUGAUCUUGUUUCUGGGUUAUUCUGGAAGUGUACAGCUAUCUUCAAUAAAUUAUUGGCAUGAAAACUU